AAGAACACUCCCAAUCUAAAAUUCCCAACCAAAACAGUAAAAUGCCUGGCGUCAUUACACCACGCGUUAACCUGCAUGUGCCACUGGACUGGAACCAUACUCUAUUCGUUCCUUCGGGCUCUCCUUCUUCGUGUGGAUCCUUUUUGGCUGCAACUCUGUUACUUUGUUACAUUAUUCAUGUUAGGGUACUUGUCUUUAUCCAUCUUGGAGCCUCGGAGUCCUAUGAAUCGCCCAAAAAGCUAUGAUCUUCUUUUCACAGCUGUCUCAGCUGUCACUGUAUCUAGCAUGGCUACAGUUGAGAUGGAGGUUUUCUCCAAUACCCAACUCUUUUGUUUGGCAAUUUUGAUGCUAUUGGGAGGAGAAGUUUUCACGUCAUUGCUUGAACUUCAAAUCCAGAUAUUUAAGUUGUCGGAAAGGAAGUCAGCAAGCUGUACUCCUUCCUCAAACAUGAAUGUAGAGAACGGACUGAUGUCUACAAAUAGCAACAUCGACUUGAAGUACAAAUCAAUGAAGUUUUUAGGGAUUACUGUGCUAUGGUACUUCUUUACAGUGCAAGUAAUUGGAUACCUUCUAGUUUCUCUGUAUGUGGGCCUUGUUGUAUCCAUAAAAGAAGUGUUGAUGAACAAAAAGCUUAACCUACAAGUAUUCUCAAUUGUUACCACAAUCUCUACCUUCACCAACUGCGGAUUUCUCCCAACAAAUGAAAGCAUGAUGGUUUUCAAGAAUAAUCUAGGACUACAAAUGAUUCUAAUCCCACUCGUUCUCCUUGGAAACACAUUGUACCCGGUGUUCCUCCGGCUUGUACUAUUACUUCUUGGUAAAAUAAGUAUUAGAGAGGAGAUGAAGUAUGUUUUAGAAAAUGAAGAUGAGUUGCGUUAUCGGCAUUUGCUAUCAGGGGUAGAUUCGUGGUAUCUUUCCCUAACAUCUAUUGGAUUCAUAUUCAUUCAGUUUGUGCUUUUGAUCUCUAUUGGGUGGAAAUCUCAAGCCAUGCAUGGUUUAAAUACUUUAGAGAAAGUAGUGGGUUCCUUGUUUCAAGUUACGAAUACUAGACAUACCGGUGAAUCAGUCUUUGAUCUUUCCCUCAUCUCUCCAGCAAUCAUUGUCUUGAUUGUUACCAUGAUGUAUCUGCCAGCAUAUACCUAUUUCUUGCCAAGAGAAGAUACCCGCACUCUUUCCUCCACUAAUAAAUGCAAUAAAGAAAAAAACAAGAUUUCGAUUGGUUUUUUGCUGCUCUCACCACUUCCAAUUUUAGUAAUUAUUAUUAUGCUUAUCUGCAUAACGGAAAGCGAUAAAAUGCAGAAAGACCCCUUGAAUUUCAAUGUGUUGAACGUCAUCUUUGAAGUGAUAAGUGCUUAUGGGAAUGUAGGGUUCUCAUUGGGCUAUAGUUGCAAAAGACAACUACAACCAUAUCAAGAAUGCCGAGAUGCAUGUUACGGGUUUGUUGGUAGAUGGAGUUACAUUAGCAAACAUAUUCUUGUUCUCGCAAUGAUAUUUGGAAGACUUAGAAAGUUUCAUGAGAGAGGUGGUAAGGCAUGGAAGUUAUCUUAGACAUAAUAUAAUUAAGUUUGCUGAAACCCAUCUUGGAUAGAAUGUGUUAUCAAGGUUUAUUAAUGUAUUGAAUCUCUUGAAUAUAGAAGAGUAUUACAACAGAUAUAUAUCGAUCUCCUUGAAUGGGAAUGAGAUAAUUAAUUAAGGGGCUAAACAAGGUGAUAAAACAAAUGCACGUUGACUGCCUUGACUGUUGAGUAUUGACCUAUAAUUUUGAAUUAACUUUUAUUGUUAUUGUUGGUAUAUGUAAUAAGCCCUCGCAAGAUAGAGGAUCCAUCGAAGACUCCAAUCUUGGAUCGUAGAUUUAAAAAAGUGGACCGUGCAUGCGGUUUGGUAAGAGCAUCAACAAGCUGAUCAAAAGAAUUUUUAUGAAGAACGCACAACGAACCAUUCUUAACUCUUUCACGGAUAAAGUCAUAGUCAAGAGCAAGGUGUUUCAUCCACGAGGGAUCGAACAGAUUGGCACACAAGUAUGUAGCACCUGUCUUGUCACAAAAUAAUGUAGGAAGCUUAAGGAGCCUAUGUCGAGAUCUGUCAAUAAGUGUUGUACCCAGGUGAUUUCAGCCGUAGCAUUGGCUAAACCUUUGUACUCAACCUCGGUGGAGGAUCUACACACUGAUUUUUCCAUGUUGAUCGCCGUGAGAUAAUGUUGGAUCU
Messenger RNA from Lactuca sativa (garden lettuce), 2205 nucleotides. Its product is annotated as cation transporter HKT1;3. NCBI's taxonomy places the organism in Eukaryota, Viridiplantae, Streptophyta, Magnoliopsida, Asterales, Asteraceae. Gene Ontology annotation, cellular component: plasma membrane. The record is from RefSeq and is a predicted model, not a curated record. Gene Ontology annotation, biological process: transmembrane transport; monoatomic cation transport. Gene Ontology annotation, molecular function: monoatomic cation transmembrane transporter activity.